ACAGCUGUCGCGGUGAGGACCAUGUCGCUUCCGAACAUCCUUCUCACCGGUACACCAGGGGUCGGAAAAACAACACUGGGUAAAGAACUUGCAGCAAGAUCAGAACUUAAAUACAUUAGUGUGGCUGAUUUAGCUCGAGAAGUCUGAUCACCGGAUAUCAUGGAGUCUGGCAAGAUGGCUUCUCCCAAGAGCAUGCCGAAAGAUGCACAGAUGAUGGCACAAAUCCUGAAGGAUAUGGGGAUUACAGAAUAUGAACCAAGAGUUAUAAAUCAGAUGUUGGAGUUUGCCUUCCGAUAUGUGACCACAAUUCUAGAUGAUGCGAAAAUUUAUUCAAGCCAUGCUAAAAAAGCCACUGUUGAUGCAGAUGAUGUGCGACUGGCAAUCCAGUGCCGUGCUGACCAGUCUUUCACCUCUCCUCCCCCAAGAGAUUUUUUAUUAGAUAUUGCAAGGCAAAGAAAUCAGACCCCUUUGCCAUUGAUCAAGCCAUAUUCAGGCCCUAGAUUGCCACCUGAUAGAUAUUGCUUGACUGCUCCAAACUAUAGACUUAAGUCUUUACAAAAAAAGGCAGCUACUUCUGCAGGAAGAAUAACAGUUCCGCGGUUAAGUGUUGGUUCAGUUACUAGCAGACCAAGUACUCCCACACUUGGCACACCAACCCCACAAACCAUGUCAGUUUCAACUAAAGUAGGGACUCCGAUGUCCCUCACAGGGCAAAGGUUUACGGUACAGAUGCCCACUUCGCAGUCCCCAGCUGUAAAAGCAUCAAUUCCUGCAACAUCAGCAGUUCAGAAUGUUCUGAUUAAUCCAUCAUUAAUUGGGUCCAAAAACAUUCUUAUUACCACUAACAUGGUGUCAUCACAAAAUACUGCCAGUGAAUCAUCAAAUGCAUUGAAACGAAAACGUGAUGACGAUGACGAUGAUGAUGAUGAUGACUAUGAUAAUUUGUAAUCUAGCUUUGAUGCAUGUAACAUGUAUAUUUGAUCUUAAAUAUACUGUACUAAGAUUAAACAUGCAUGCUGGGUGUUUUCAAGUUGUGUUUUAGAAAACUUAAAUAGUACUUAAUGAGUAAAUACAGUUAUAGUUUUUAAUUGAGAUAUUGUAUUUUCUUUAAUAGAAUUCCUAAUGGUUUUUCAUCAGCCUUUAAGUAUAAGAAAUAAAGUUGCUAUUCCUCAA
This is a messenger RNA of Phyllostomus hastatus (greater spear-nosed bat), 1173 nucleotides long. RefSeq names its product TATA-box binding protein associated factor 9 (gene TAF9). Lineage: Eukaryota; Metazoa; Chordata; Mammalia; Chiroptera; Phyllostomidae. Gene Ontology annotation, molecular function: RNA polymerase II general transcription initiation factor activity; protein heterodimerization activity; transcription coactivator activity. Gene Ontology annotation, biological process: DNA-templated transcription initiation; RNA polymerase II preinitiation complex assembly. The transcript has 3 exons. Gene Ontology annotation, cellular component: transcription factor TFTC complex; transcription factor TFIID complex; SAGA complex. The record is from RefSeq and is a predicted model, not a curated record. Bases 160 to 948 code for a protein of 262 amino acids.